Molecule: messenger RNA, 2645 nt
Organism: Xiphophorus couchianus (Monterrey platyfish)
Lineage: Eukaryota; Metazoa; Chordata; Actinopteri; Cyprinodontiformes; Poeciliidae
Gene: ube2z
Product: ubiquitin-conjugating enzyme E2Z
Exons: 7
Coding region: 410-1627 (405 amino acids)
Biological process (GO): negative regulation of apoptotic process
Cellular component (GO): nucleus
Molecular function (GO): cysteine-type endopeptidase inhibitor activity
Source: RefSeq, a predicted model, not a curated record
GUAGAGCUGACGGUGAGAUGUUCCUGAAGUUGCGAUAUGCUUCGUUAGUGAUUGUGAUUUGGUCAUUUUAAAGCUUUUUUCUCCACACAAACACAUAUAAUUACAUCGAUAACAUCUAGCGGAAGAACAGAUGUCAUUGUGAUCGCGAGAAGACCGUUUGAAUUCAGAUUAAAACGGAACACUUUAUUGAGGGUUGGUAAAAAUAUAUAUUUAAGCUAACGAGAGACAGCCAUCAUGUCGUGGGAAGAAUUUCCUUGUUCGCUGGACUCGCCUCAAGCCGCCUUGUUCUGUGAUUGAGCUGGUAAAUAGAAAAGUAAAGGGAACUUCUUACUCAAGAGUCAAUGAGGCUUACAAGUUUCAAUACAAGUUAGUGCACACCAGAUUUAUCUAGCUUGCUAGCUCGUAAGCUAUGGCGGACAGCUUUGGAGAAGAGUACAGCGGCAAUUCCCAUGACUUAGGCGUUCCCGGACAAGGUAGCGGUGCCUUCCCACUGCCCACUUUAGCCAACUCUUUGCCGGGAGAACAUCCUGCAGCGAGCGGUGCGCACCCUAGCCCGAACUCGGCCUCUCCUUCUCCGACUACAGCGGCGCUGGGUGGCCUGACCGCUGUAGUGUCCCCUAUGUCCGCUGUUACCUCUUCUGCUACCGGGUUUGGGAACACAUUUACCUCCGGCUCUUCGAUACCUGUCGUGGCCGUGUCCCCGAUCGUACACACGUCCUCACCCCUGUCCGGUGUCGGCCUAGGGGUGGCUGGGUUGGCAGGAGGGGGCCUCUUGUCCCAAAUCCACGCCACUUCCUGGGACCCGACUCUUAGUGCAGACUGGGACAACGAGAAGGCAUCCCAGCAAUGCAUUUUGAGGAUAAAGAGGGAUAUUAUGUCCAUAUACAAGGAACCCCCCCCUGGGAUGUUUGUUGUUCCGGAUCCUCAAGACAUGACCAAGAUCCAUGCUCUGAUCACAGGACCGUUCGACACACCGUAUGAGGGCGGCUUCUUUCUUUUCUUGUUCCGCUGUCCCCCUGACUAUCCCAUCCAUCCACCUCGGGUGAAGCUCAUCACAACCGGACAAAACACAGUGCGUUUUAACCCCAACUUCUACCGCAACGGCAAGGUGUGCCUCAGCAUCCUGGGGACGUGGACUGGCCCUGCAUGGAGUCCAGCACAGAGCAUAUCAUCUGUCCUCAUCUCCAUCCAGUCCCUGAUGACGGAGAACCCCUAUCACAAUGAGCCCGGCUUCGAGCAGGAGCGCCACCCAGGGGACAGUAAGAAUUACAACGAGUGUAUCCGCCAUGAGACAAUGAGGGUGGCUGUAUGUGACAUGCUGGAAGGCAAAGUUCCCUGUCCUGACGCUCUGAGCAGUGUGAUGGAGAAGUCCUUCCUAGAAUACUACGACUUCUAUGAAGGAGUCUGCAAAGAGAGGCUGCAUCUGCAGGGUCAGAACAUGCAGGACCCGUUUGGUGAGAAGCGUGGCUGUUUCGAUUACCACAGCCUGCUGGCUCGCCUCGGCGCCACUCACAGACGAAUACGAGAAAAAAACCUGGCAGACGAUAACCGGAACGACAACAACUCGGACUCAGAUACCAGUUCUUCCGAAACGGACCUGGACAGCCAGGGCAGCUCCCAGCCCUGAGUCUCCGGCUGGUUUUGAACUGAUCAGAACUUUAGUUCUUGUUUUGCUUCUUUUUCUUUUUAACUUGUUGAUUUGUGUGGAGGAACAUGACGUAUUAUGAUGGGAUGUCAUUGUCUAUGGCUUCACCAGCCAAGAUGAAUCCAGGGCUUAUAGCUAAAUGAUUCUGCCACUGUGGGCUGAGGGAACAGUUCCAUGGUCCUGUUGUUCUCCCACUGCUUCCUGCUAGUUUAAUGGGGACUGGUCUUACCAGGUUUGUUUGUUCAACCUUUGCAGCUAAUUGGUUAACUUUACUUUGUUUUACUUGGAUAAAAAAAAAACAAUAAAACUGUAAAACCCAACUUCAAAUUAUUUCUCCAAGCAAGAAGAGAGUCAUGGUGAUUAGAAAGUCCAUUUGUUCCAACAAGUGUUCUAGUGUAUUAUAAAAAUGCUCAGAUUCCUUUAAGAUUUUUGGGAUUGACUGUUGUCAAUAAACCAGAAAUGAAUUUACUGUCAGAUAUAUAAUGAAACUGUUUGAAUCUUAAUUGGACUCAUUUUCCAUCAGAUAUAUUUUGUAUGGCUUUUUUCCUCAGUGCUGUACAAAAACAACUGGUGAGUACAGUGUGCAGAAUUAGUUGUUCUUGUCUAUUUUUUUGUUUGUUUUGCUACUGAAAUACAAACAAACAGUUCACUUGUUCAGCUACAUCCAUCAGACAAGAAGAUCCAAAAUCCAAAAGGAACACUCCAAGUAACACUUCAGUUCUGUUUAAGGCAGUGUAACACAAUAAUAGUGAUUUUCGUUUAAUCUCUUAACAUACUUAAAAGUGUCAAAUCAAUAAUUAAAAAGAUAAAUCCUCACCAGUGAUGGUCAUUAUUUAAAAAUAAAAACAGCAUUUGCAUUUCAGUAUCAUCAUGUCUCCUCUCAGUUGAUAUUUGUUGAAAAUGCACCGUCAUCAUUGGGCUUGAAAGGAAACGUGUUCACUGCCCUUUUCCACUUCAGCAAAAUGUUUUUGCCAAUAAAACGAUUGUUUUCCCAAAAGUC